ACCCAUCCAUUCACGGUAGAGAGAGAGAGAGAAAAAUAGAGAGAGAUGGAAGGAAUGAGAGAUAUAGCGAGAUCCUACUACGACAGAGCAAGCGAGGCCGAGAAGAAAUCGAUCAAACAAUCCUUCGCGAAACUCGACAUCAACGGCGACGGGAGGAUAAAUUUUAGGGAGUUCAAGAAGUCGGUGAGCUCGUGGCUGCGCGAGGCGGCGGUGUUCAAGCAGUUCGACAAGAACGGCGACGGGAGCCUCGAUUUCGAUGAGUUUCUGUGCCUUCACUACAUGGAGAAGAAGGUGGACAUCGCCAAAUGCAGCGCCUGCUCGGAGCUGCUGGUGGGGCCCUACUUCUCUUGCUUGCUUUGCUUGGGAAGAGGCAAAGAUACGUACGAUCUCUGCUGCGCUUGCUACCGCCGCCGCCGCGGUUGGUCGCAUGAGCACCCCGUGCAGCAUAUGAUGGAUCAUCACUCCCUGCUCAUGCUCCUCAAGGAUCGCACCGCCGGUGCUGAAAAGGCUCAGCAUAAGAAAGAAAUGGAGGAACUGCGCGAAGUCGCAAAAGCUCAUUACCAUUCCAGCCCUCCUCAUGUCCAAGCAUUAGCCCACAAGUUCUACCGAUCCAUGGACUCGGACGGGGACGGCCGAGUCGAUGUGUCCGAGUUCCUAGACUUCAUGAGGCACGAAGGCUAUUCCUGCAUGGAAAACCCUUGUUUCUUCGACGACCUUGACGUCGACCGCAACGGCACCCUCGACUUCUUCGAGGUCAUGACGUUGUACUACAUCAUCAAGAGCGGCCGCCCUUUCUGCGACUGCUGCGACAAAUUCAUCCCCGGGUUAUUCUUCUCCUGCGUCGAGUGCUAUAAGAAUGGUAGAAGCUCGUUCGAUCUCUGUCGGGAUUGCUACGGGAAGGGGAGGUGCGACCAUAAUCACGGCGGCCGGGUUCAUUUUUUGGAUAAUCAUACGUUGUUGCAAGCUAUGAAAGAUUCGACGCUUGCACCUGCGCCAAGGGUAACUUAUUAUGAGGCAGGGAAUACACCCACUUAUGAGUAUGACAUGUAUCAAUCAAACUCAAUCUGGAGCAAUGUUAAGGAUGCAUAUGAAGCAUUGGACACAAUAAUCAAUAUUGGGAUGGCCGUCACCACCACCCUAGGCUUCUGCACUAUUAUGUGAGAGCCAAAUAAAUUCAAAAAGAGAAGGGCGAAAAAAGAAUGAUAUUUACGCACAGUAGUCCUAAGAAUAUUGAUUUGACUACUUUUUUUACUUAGUGGGUGUUCGGUUUGCAAGAUUGUAUCCGAGAUUAAAUUAUUACUACUUCUUUUGUCCGUCAUUAAGAAUAUCAUUCUUUAA
Salvia hispanica is the source of this 1338-nucleotide messenger RNA. RefSeq lists its product as uncharacterized. Gene Ontology annotation, molecular function: calcium ion binding. NCBI's taxonomy places the organism in Eukaryota, Viridiplantae, Streptophyta, Magnoliopsida, Lamiales, Lamiaceae. The record is from RefSeq and is a predicted model, not a curated record.